CUGCCUCCUGUUUGUUUCUCUUAUUUCUCAGUUGUUUUCCCUGAAGCCCUAUAGAGAAAAGGAGUUUGGUGAAAGCUCCUUAAGGCUUCUAUCUGCCCUGCAUCCUAUCACCUCCUUACACCCCGUUAUCCACUCGAAUGUGGGCCAACUGUGGAUGAAUAUGAUUCCCCAGAUGUUGAAGAUCCUGAAUGAUCACUCUGAGGAGAGCCUGAAUCAGGAGGAUUGGGAGGACACGCUGCUUAAGUUUUCAAGUCAGUCCCUGCUGGCCAUUAAUGAUGAUGACUGGCUAGAGCAACUCACCCAAGUCAUCUUGGAGAAGAUAAGUUUUUUCAACGAGGAUGCCAAAGAGAAGGCCUUCCUAUAUAAAUUUUUUGGCUUUACCCCGCGGACCUCGAAGAAUCAGAAUCUGGUGAAGAGGAUGCUCUCCUCCAUCCUAAAAACUGCCCAUGAAGAGCUGCUGGAGAGGGAGGGCAUUGCUAUGACAUUCAGCAUCAUGUCCGUGAAACACCUGACGUUAGCCCUGGAUGAACUGACAGAGUACAGCACAAUACUCACUAACAAGGACACGUCAUCCAUCCUCAAACUGAUGAAGGAACAUCAGCAAAGGGAGUGGGGGCUGGUCUGUAAUACCAUCUACUUAAGCUACAACAGGAUAAUUUUAGAGACUAAGAAAGCCAUCUCCGUGCAUUUAGAAGGCAUCCUCACCUUAGUUCUGCAACACUAUCAAGACUGCAUUGUGGAAAAGGAUAAGAACUUGAAGCUGGAUUAUCUGAACGCCCUGACCACACUGACAGACCUCCUGAGCAGCCUGUCCAUCAUCUGCCAAUUCCACUCUCCCCACAAACUAAAAAUAAUAGCCUUCUUGAUGGAGCUGAUCAAGGAGGAGCCAGUGAACGCCAUCUCCAGCUCCCUUAGGCAGAAGGCAAUGAACAUCAUCACUAACUUGAGGCAGCUCAAGCCCCUCUUACAGCCAGAAGAAAGAGCAGAGCUUCUUCGAACGUGCUACAGGAGCGUGCUCUGCCUGCCGCCUGCGGAAGUUCUGCAGAAGGAGGCACCCAGCCCCAAGGAGGCCCAAACAGUGGUGGAACUGCUCAGGGAGACCCUGCAAUCUCUCCGGAUGCUAUUGGAGGCACUCAUCAUUGAGAUGCCCACUCGGGUCCAGAACUGCUUGGAGUAUCUGGAUACAUGGCUGAAUUCCCAGAAGGACCAUGAGCGGGAACGGGCCAUGUGGUGUACUGCCCGGAUUCUUGGCUUCACUGUGAAAAUGAACAACUUCUAUACAGAAAUUGAGUUCAGCCGGCUGGGGCGCCUGGUGAGGCUGCUGGCCAUUCGCUGCCAGGACCCGGUGGACAACAUCUGCUUCCUGUCUUCCCAGGCUGUCUACAACCUCUACUGCAUCCUCCUGCUGCAGAAGCAGAUGGGAAGGAAAAAACAGGGCUUGUGGGAAGAAGAGGGCAAGAGUGAAGUCUAUAGUGCCAGUGUGUUCUACAACAACACCUUCAAGAUUGCCAAGGCAUUUGCAGAGUACUUCACCCAGAUCCAGGUCAGCACCCUUGUGUUGAUGGCCAUGGAGGGCUUGACCGACAGCAGGGCCAAGGUGUCCCUGGCUGCAGCCCAGCUGAUGAGUGCUGUCAUGAAAGAACGGGGCAGGGACAUGAUAAAGAUCGAGGAAGUUGUGGAGGGCAUCCUCGAAAGGCUCAACUCACAGCUGGAGCCCAGCACCAAGGCGGAGACCCUGCAGGCCAUGUGCUCGCUGGCAGGCAACAACGGUGAAGUCGUGGUUCCCAUGCUGCUCAGCAGGCCCCUGCCGUGGGACAGAACCAUCCUGGCCAUAUGGAAGGCGUUUGGCACCCAGCGAGAGACCACGCUGAACGUCCUGCAGCUGCUCAUCAGCAUCCUAGAGAAGUACCACCCCAAUCUGGAAUCCCAGGAAAUGGCCUUCCAGCCUGUGGCGGUGACCUGUGCCUUGUGUGAGAUGCUGUCGGGGUCCCUGUGCCACGAGGCUGUCCAGGAACUCUACCCUCGGCUGUUGAUUUCUGUGCUAUGUCAUCUCUACUGGGUGAUUGAGCAAAACGCCCCCCAGAAGAUGGUGGUGUACAGCAAGGAGGGGGUCCCAGGCAGCAAGAGCAAGCCCUUUGACCCCACUAGCUGUGCCCUGGAGGCAGUGAAGCUGGUGAUUUUGGCUGCUGAAUAUGAGAAAGUGGUGGUCUAUGCAAAUGAGCAUCGCUGCUGGGACCUUCUGUCCUGCCCUAAAUUUUACUACAUAGGGAUCAUGGAGCUGACAAGCAACCCCUGGCCUCCUAUGUCCCAUCCCAGUGGCAUUGUGAAGAACUGUGAACCCUGCAUUCUGCACCGAAUCCUGAACCAUGUCAGGAACCUGCUCUACAGCUUGGAUAAUCAUUGGAAAAUCCUGGCCAGGGCCUUCUAUGCACAGCUCCUCUGGCACCGAUCGGUGGCUCAGACCCUGGGGCAAGACUUUAUGGGAAAUCUAAUCAAGUGGAUCAAGGAACCCAAUCUCAUCAUGAAGGAAGUGGGGCUUUGAGGAAUCAGUAACCUGGCACUGCACCCAGGACAGUCAGAGAUUCUUCAGAGCCAGGUUCCGUUCUUGCGAGGCUUCCUGAAGGAUGAGGUGCGAGUGACCGUGCAAGCAGUGAAGAGUCUGCGAAACAUCAUCUGCCACGGGCAGGGAGAGGACAUCAAGGUGGUCUUUUGUGGCAUCUCCAAGCAACUGCGUCCACUCCUCAAUGAUGAUUGACAGCUAAGCGGUUAAACCUGAGUCACAUACAUAAGGAUGACGUGGACCUCUUACAGAAAGCUCUCGAAAAUCUGAGGAAUGAUCCUGUGGAACCUAUUCAGUCUUUGGUCAACACUGUCCUGAAAAAAAUUGAAGCGUCUGUUCACCCUGGAUCUUACUAUGCUUCCAGGCUGAGCCGACUGAGCAGUAACU
This is a messenger RNA of Choloepus didactylus (southern two-toed sloth), 2947 nucleotides long. Its product is annotated as maestro heat-like repeat-containing protein family member 1. NCBI's taxonomy places the organism in Eukaryota, Metazoa, Chordata, Mammalia, Pilosa, Megalonychidae. The transcript has 23 exons. The record is from RefSeq and is a predicted model, not a curated record. Gene Ontology annotation, cellular component: cytoplasm. The coding region runs from base 155 to 2542 and encodes 795 amino acids.